Messenger RNA from Caenorhabditis angaria, 395 nucleotides. NCBI's taxonomy places the organism in Eukaryota, Metazoa, Nematoda, Chromadorea, Rhabditida, Rhabditidae. The record is from the annotation of a GenBank genome assembly.
AUGCCUUCUCGAAUCAAUUCAACGAAGAAAAAGCAAAAAGUUACAAAAAAUGAGAACGAUGACUCGAAGAAUUAUGAAAAAUAUUUGGUAAGUUCCUUUUCUAAAUAACUUCUUCGAAUUUUCUUUUUUUCAGGAAAAAAUCAAAAAAGAUAGAAAUGAUUCAAAAAAAUGCAAUGACAAAUUACUUAAGAAUAAAUUCGUUGGAAAUCGAAUGAUUAAAGAUCUUUUUAAUAACUUCACCGUUAGUUCAUUCAAUUUUAAUAAAAUUUAUGGAAAUAAUUUUUUAGAAAUACAAAGAUGCGAUCAACAAUAAUUCAACAAUUAUUUUGCCUCGAACUGACAUGUUGUGCAAUUCAAAGAACGAUACAUACGGAUAUGUUUCGACUUCGGACUGA